Daucus carota subsp. sativus is the source of this 1745-nucleotide messenger RNA. Its product is annotated as COP9 signalosome complex subunit 3. Gene Ontology annotation, cellular component: COP9 signalosome. Bases 148 to 1425 code for a protein of 425 amino acids. The record is from RefSeq and is a predicted model, not a curated record. Lineage: Eukaryota; Viridiplantae; Streptophyta; Magnoliopsida; Apiales; Apiaceae. The transcript is spliced from 11 exons. Gene Ontology annotation, biological process: ubiquitin-dependent protein catabolic process.
ACCCGAACAUAAUAAAAUACUAGUAAUGGUCCAUAGUUGACGGGCCCAGUAGUGUGAUAUAUAAGUAGAGAAAUCGCGACAACAUACCCUGGGAAGAACACCACACCACCGCAGCAGCUGAUAAAGUCGAGACUAAGAGGGGGAAGCAUGUCGGACGCCGUGGAAUCGAUCGUCGGCCACAUCCAAUCUCUAUCAAGCUCGCCCAUCCAACUCGAUCAACUCCACCGCUUUCUCAAUCGCCGUGAAAAACAGCUUCGCUCCGAGUCCACUCAUUUGCUUUCUGCACUCCCUCAACUCGAUCCCUCCCUUCAUUCUCUCGGCUAUCUCUACAUUGUGGACGGCUACACUACAGCUCAUGACACAAAAGAGCUUCCUGAUGAAUUUGUUUCUAUUAUCGGAAGAUUUCUCAAUACUUGCUCCGCCAACCAGAUUCGCCUUGCGCCUGAGAAGUUUGUAGCUGUGUGUAGAAGGCUGAAAGAUCAGGUGAUGCUGAUCCAAUCCCCUAUACGAGGGGUCGCCCCUUUGCGGGCCGCUAUCAGGAAGCUUCAAGCAUCUCCUGAACAUUUAACUGCUAUACAUCCCGACUUUCUUCUUCUCUGUUUAUCGGCUAAGUGCUACAGAACUGGCUUAGCAGUCUUGGAAGAUGAUGUAUAUGAAGUUGAGAAUUCAAAAGACCUCCUUCUUUACGGCUAUUAUGGAGGGAUGAUUUGCAUCGGACAGAAGUGCUUUCGCAAGGCAUUGGAUCUCUUACACAAUGUCAUAACUGCUCCUAUGGCCAAUUUGAGUGCUGUAGCUGUAGAAGCUUACAAGAAGUAUGUCCUAGUUUCACUCAUUCACCUGGGGCAGUUCAUUCCUGACUUCCCCAAGUACAUUUCUGCAACAGCUGAAAAGAAUUUAAAAAGCUAUGCUCAGCCCUAUCUGGAAUUGGCAGUUACUUAUGAUACUGGAAAAGUAACAGAACUGGAAAGGUGUGUUCAGAAACACCAGGAGAGGUUUCAAAAGGACAACAAUUUUGGGUUGGUGAGGCAGGUCGUUUCAUCAACGUACAAAAGAAAUGUGCAACGAUUGACUCAAACAUAUUUGACUCUUUCUCUUCAAGAUAUAGCCGACAGAGUGCAACUGAAUAGUUCCAAGGAGGCAGAAAUGCUUGUUCUUCAAAUGAUCCAAGAUGGUGAAAUAUUUGCUACAAUCAACCAGAAGGAUGGAAUGGUUAGAUUCCUGGAGGAUCCUGAGCAAUAUAGAUCAUGUGAGAUGGUUGAGCGCAUUGACUCAUCAAUGCAAAGGAUGAUGAUGUUAUCAAAGAAGCUCACUGCUACAAAUGAAGCAUUGUCAUGUGACCCUGCUUUCUUGACAAAGGUUGGGAAGGAGCGAUCGCCAAUGCUCGACUUGGAUGACUAUGACCCUGCUCUUGAACACUUUAUGUGAAAUGAGAAAGUCUUGUGUGUUGAGAUGGUUAAAAAUAUAAUGCAAAGCUGUAGCAUCCUGCCAUCACUGUAAAAAAACUCUUAGAUACCACCCAUGUGUUGUCAUUGUAACCUUAGUUGUCAGUUUUAUUCCUAGGAGUUUGAAUUUGGUGAUAGAAAGUAACAGGUAGCUAGUCCUAGAGCGGUGCUUAUGUUCAAUUUUUACAAUUAAUUUUGAAAUGCAGUUUGACCAUAGAUAAUGAUGGACAUCAACAUGUGUAAAAAAAAUUAUGGAUGUACAUCCAUAUGAAUCGCUAUGGAUCGCUUUUGAGAUUCGAGUAA